Messenger RNA from Lachancea nothofagi CBS 11611, 2091 nucleotides. The record is from the annotation of a GenBank genome assembly. NCBI's taxonomy places the organism in Eukaryota, Fungi, Ascomycota, Saccharomycetes, Saccharomycetales, Saccharomycetaceae.
AUGGCUCCCUAUGUUCCCAAGAGCGAGACCUACUCCAAUCCCUACGAUGGGAAGUCCUACACGCUCAGAACCUGGAUUUACGACCUGAUGGUCUUCAUAUUUGACAUCAUCUUCGCCAUCUUUUUCCGGGAAAUCAAAGUUCGUGGCACUCACAAUGUCCCAGUCAAAGGGACGCCAACCAUUUUGGUCUGUGCUCCGCACGCCAACCAAUUUGUAGAUGCCGCUCUAGUAAUGUCCCAAGUGCGGAAGCUCAAGGGAAAUCGCUCGAGACACACCUGUCUGGUAACAGCAGAAGUCAGCUAUAGAAAAAGGUUCAUUUCUCUUUUCAGCAAGAGUACUGGUGGCAUUCCAGUUCCGCGCGCUCAGGACAACCUUAAGCCUGUCGACUCUCAACUUCAAAUUUAUAUUCCUAACUGGGACACACCUACCGUGGCCAAAUGCCGUAUGAUCGGAAGCACCGACUCACCAAGGCUCAAAUCUCGAUUCACUCCUAAAUCCUUGAUCGGCAUGCCUUUUUACUUGGGAAAUACUCAAAUCGCAGAAGUCAAGGACGACGAGACUUUAAUCUUAGCUAAACCUUUCAAAGAUACCCCCCAGAUCCACGAUUUGCUCUCUAGCGGUACAAACUUCAAGUAUGCCCCCAAGAUUGAUAAUACUGCGGUGUAUCAAAACGUGUUUAAUCAUUUGCACUCAAGCGGGUGUGUUGGAAUUUUCCCCGAAGGUGGCUCGCAUGACAGACCUUCGUUGUUACCAAUCAAAGCAGGCGUCGCCAUCAUGGCUUUGGGAGCGGCAGCCGCCGACCCCUCGAUCAAGAUUUCUGUGGUUCCUUGCGGUAUCAGUUACUUCCAUAGAAACAAAUUCAGAUCUAGAGCGGUUUUGGAGUUUGGCCAACCAAUUACGGUCGAUGGUGAGAUGGGAAAAAGAUACGAACAGGAUGCUCGCGCCCAAACUUCUGAACUACUUGACAAGAUAACUCAAGCACUUUACGCCGUAACAAUAAACGCGCCGGAUUACGAAACUUUGAUGACAAUUCAAGCUGCGAGAAGACUCUACAUUCCCGCAGCUUUCAAAGGCGAGAAUGGCCACUUGCCUCUUCCUUUGGUUGUGGAAAUGAAUAGACGUUUAUUGAUCGGAUAUUCUAAGCACCAGGAUGAUCCCAGAAUAAAACAUUUGAAGGCAAUGGUUUUACAGUACAACUCAAAGCUUUACGCGCUUGGUUUAAAAGAUCACCAGGUUCCUGAACUUACUCCUAAAGGUGGCAAAUGGAUAUCUAUGUUGACUUUGGGAAAUCGUCUAUUGUGGACUUCUUUUUACCUUCUUCUUUCCCUACCGGGUACCAUCCUCUUCAUGCCCGUAUUUGUAACGUGUCACUAUUACGCUCAACGUAAAGCUGAAGACGGUUUGAAAAAGUCACUUGUAAAACUGAAAGGUACCGAUCUGUUGGCUACUUGGAAGCUUCUCGUGGCCUUAGUUUUCGCGCCAACAUUAUAUGUGACCUACUCCUUAACACUGUGCUUCUUAGUGAAAUCGCAUCCCCAGUUAUUCAAAUAUAUUUGGAUGGUACGCAUAAGAGAACAGUGUGGUAGUGCAGCAAAUUUCUUCUACUUUUACGUGCUGUUGGUUGCGGCCACGUAUGCAAGCUUCAAAACCGGCGAAACAGGCAUGGAUAUAUUCAAAUCUUUACCACCACUUGCAGUCUCUUUGGUAUAUCCACAGCGUCACCUCGAGCGUUUACAAGAAACGCGUAAAGAGCUUAGUCUGGAAGUCACCCAGGUUUGUAACGAUCUGGGGCCCACGGUAUUUCCUGAUUUUGGAAGAUUUUUGAUUACUCAAGAAGCAGCCAAACAUGGGAAAGAUGACGUCGACCCCGGGCCAAGAAGUAGGUCGUCUUCUGUCCACUCGAUGAGCUCCGAGUUUUCAAAUGCACUGUCCAAAGUCAAUUCUACGUCCUCGCUAUCCGACAUCCCCAUAUUGGGAGAGGGCUCAAUGCGUUCGCAAAUUGACGACGCUCUUGAAGAAGUAACGCCUGCCAAAUCGUCUUUUAUUUCCAACUUAAUAAGGCAAAGAAGGCAAGAGGAGAAGACCGACUAG